AUGAAAUUGGUACCUUUCUAUUUACUUUCUCUUAUUUUAACAAAUAUACCAAAUUUAUAUGCAAGAGCAAUAACUGGUAGGUCACUUGUUGUAUAUUCAACAAAUGAAUAUGAUUUAUGCCAGAAUAUUCGAUAUUUACUUGUGGCUAGUGGUAUACCAUUUAAAGAACUAAGAUUUAGUUAUAAUGGUGGAAGUAGUAAUAAAUUCAUUUCUAAAAUUCUAAAUAUGGGGUAUUUUGUCUCAGACUUCCCACUAUUAACAGAUAAAUAUUAUAAUAUAAGAUAUUUAGGUGAUAUAAAUUCUAUAUAUAUAUAUUUACUAUCUAUAUAUACAAGAAGUUUAGCCUCAUAUACUAUUAUGAAGAAUUCUAGAUCUUUACAAGUUAAUUCAUUCCUUAAUGAUUUUAUGUCCAGUAUAAUAAAUAAUUUACGUGCAAAUAAUGGUAAUAUUCUAUGUAAGGAUAUCUUAGAUAUUAAAAAUAGUGAUAUUUAUCUAGGUAUUAUUGAUAAUGCACUUAAUAAUGAUGGUCCAUUUAUAGGUAAUAAAUAUAUAACAUUUGUUGAUAUUACAUUAUAUUCUAUUGUUGUACUUAUUGAAUUAGUAGCUCCUGGUUGUAUUAAAAAUAAAUAUCCUAGUAUUACAAAAAUGGCAAAAUUAUUAAGGAAUACAGAAGUUAUUUCUACAUAUGAAGAUAGUCGAUAUUUCAAAUCUUUGAUUAUUCCUGGUACAAAUAAAUUUGUAAGGCCUAUAGAUUUUUUUACUACUAAUACAGAUAUUUAUUAA
This is a messenger RNA of Cryptosporidium muris RN66, 783 nucleotides long. RefSeq lists its product as uncharacterized. The record is from RefSeq and is a predicted model, not a curated record. The transcript has a single exon. Lineage: Eukaryota; Apicomplexa; Conoidasida; Eucoccidiorida; Cryptosporidiidae. The coding region runs from base 1 to 783 and encodes 260 amino acids.